Condylostylus longicornis is the source of this 2107-nucleotide messenger RNA. RefSeq lists its product as uncharacterized. NCBI's taxonomy places the organism in Eukaryota, Metazoa, Arthropoda, Insecta, Diptera, Dolichopodidae. The record is from RefSeq and is a predicted model, not a curated record. The coding region runs from base 38 to 2107 and encodes 689 amino acids. The transcript is spliced from 2 exons.
AAAAGUUGCUAGUAAAAAUACAAGCAAGGGUUCUCAAAUGCCACGGAAAGGCUACGAAGAGGCAAAAUACUCUCAAAAUGAGAGAAAUAGGAAAAAAUAUGGUCUUAUGCUAUACGAAUUUUUAAAAUGCUAUUUUAACAAAAUACAAAAUGAAUUAUCCUACAUUGACGAUUGCAAGUUGGAAGAAUUUAUGGGAGAUUUAAAGACUUAUGCACAUGAAUUACUUUUAAAUAGUAAAAAUAAAGAAAAUGAGAGAGAUAAAAAUGAAGAGCAAGGAAACGACCAAGUUUUCUCCAAUAUCCUAGAGAGUGGCUCGGAAAAUAUAUUCCUAGAUGAACAAUUCGAAAUUCCGCGUCAAAGAAUGGUGGAGGAAUUAGAAAAUCAAGAUGUAGUAUCAUUUGAAGUAGAAAACAAAAAAUCUGAACAAACCAAAAAAUCAUUCUUUUCAACAAAAGAAAAGAAUUUAGAAGGAAACUCUGAAAUUUCGCGGGAAAAUAUAUGUGAAUAUUUUCCUAUUGAAAUAAGAAAAAAGAAAACGAAAUGGAGAAACUCCUUACCGCAAUUUCAAUUAGAGCAUUCAACAAUUAAAAAAGAAGAAAACCCAAAUUAUGAUGAACUCUAUUUUCGAAGUGCACCGAAAUUAAGAUCGCCUGAACUUGAAAGAAUUUGUAACGUAUUAAAAAAUGUAUCUAUCUCUUUUGAAUUAGAUGAACAGUUACGUACAUUUAGCGGCAGUCAGAAAAUAAGAAGAGAUGAAUUUGAAAGACGUAAUGUGGAUUUGCUUAAUUUUCCUAACUCUAUUUCCAGUAAGGGAAUUUUACCAAACACAAUUUCCCUUGAUCCUUCGAAUCUCAUCCCACAACCAACAUCAUAUAACUAUCAAGAUGAUUUAUUAAUGGACUUUCCAAAAGAAAUUGUUAAUAAUCCUCUUCCGCAUUCAAGAAUCAAGCCAAAUGAAUUAGUUGAAAGAAUUAAUGCAAAUAUAGAAGAAGUUCGCGGACAAGAACGUGGUAACAAAAGUCUUCAACUAGAAUUAUAUAAACCUCAAACGGAUAUUUCACUUAGUGAAUGGCGCGUUCAGAAUUUACUUUCUAUUCAAGAAAAAGAAAUAACAUUCCAGCAGCAAUCUGUUUUGAGUAAUGAAUUAUUAAUAGAACAAGCAAACAUUGAACCUCUUCAAUCUAUAGCUGUUAAGAACUUUUAUAAUAUUCGAUCGCGAAAAAUAAAGCCACCAGACCCCUAUCGAAAUUGGCUACAUUUUAUUGACGAUAAUAGUAGGCCCUUUUAUUAUGAAACUCCGGAAAAAAGAAAAAGUAGAAAAAAACGUAAACGAAAACAAAGCCUGAAUGAAAUUGAUAAAAAUUUGAACGAUUUCAUUGCUAAUAAGAUUCCAUCAUUGCAUUCACAAGAAAUUGGAACGUCAGAAUUAUUAAAUCAACGGCCAAGUGUAAUAAAAAUGAAAACUAUAUGUGGUCCAUCUUUUAAUACAGGCAGAUUUUCAAAAAAAUUAUUUAAUUCAGAAGGUAGGACAAAUUCAAAUAUAGAAAUAAGUACAAAUAGGUCUGAAAUACAGGAAAAUUGGUUUAAAGAUAAAUUUAAAAUUUAUCGAGAAGUUUUUUUAGGGUCAAAGCCACAAAAUUAUGCUAAUUCGACUAAGUUUGAUAAAAAAAUAUUUUGCUCGGAUAAAUUAACCAAUUUCUCCGAAAUUUUUAAAACUUGCAAUGAAUUAGCAAAAAAAGUACUUGUAAACCAGAAUCAAAUAAUUGAAUUAUCAAAUACAAAAAAUUUGUCAAAUAACGUUAUUGAGCAGUUUUUAAAUUUUCCUGAUUCUAAAAAUUCAUCUGAUUUUUGUUUGAAUACGAGUAAAUAUUUUCAUAAAUUAAAUGAGAAUGAUCAACUUUCGCAUUUAAAUCCUGUAUCUAAUAUUUCUACUGGGAAACAAGCAGGAUCGAAAUUUCAUGAAAUUGAACCAAUGCCUAAUUUGGUAGCAGACGAGUAUUCAAGAGAAAGGACUUAUGAUUUUAAUUUAAGCAUAAGAAAUAUUGUAAGAAAUACGAAAAAUCUUUCCUUGUCCCCUUUGAGUGUAGAAAAAUUUUACUCAAAAUAA